CCAAAACUACCAGUCCCGGUGUGCUUCGCGCACGAGCCUACGCACGUGGGUGGUGCCCAAGGGCGAGCUCCUAGCUUCCCCGACCGCGGGUGCUUCCCACCCCUGACUCAGACCGUGGCUUCCUGCGGCCAGCGAUGGAGUUUUCGGAGGAGACCACGGGCGCCUUGAAGCCCUGCCUGCUGCGCCGCAACCGGAGCCGGGAGCAUCACGGCGCGGCGGCCUCCUGCCUGGAGGAGCUGAGGAGCAAAGCUUGCGAUAUCCUGGCCAUUGAUAAGUCCCUGGAGCCCAUCACUCUGGUCCUGGCAGAAGAUGGCACCAUCGUGGAUGACGAAGACUACUUCCUGUGUUUACCAGACAAUACCAAGUUCGUGGCCCUCACUUGCAACGAGACGUGGAAAUACAGCAAUACAGAUGGGGGCACGGCUUGGCUCUCCCAGGACUCCUUUGAGACAAAAGACGAACCAGACGGCAUGGAGGGGUGCCGGUGGAAGAACCUGGCCCAGCAGCUCAAAGGAGAUCUCUCCAGCAUCAUCCUCCUGUCAGAGGAAGACCUCCAGGUGCUCAUUGACGUUCCCUGCUCAGACUUGGCUCAGGAACUCUCCCAAAGCCCUGCAAAGACCCAGGAUCUCCAGAACACACUCCAGCAGGUACUAGACCACAGAGAAGAAGCCCGGCAAUCCAAGCAGCUGCUGCAGCUCUACCUCCAGGCCCUGGAGAAGGAGGGCAGCAUCCUGGCCAAGCAGGCAGAGUCUGAGGCUCCUUUGGAUGAAGUGGACUCAAGGGUGGCCGGCCUCAUCACUCUCUCCAGUCACGUCCUAAUGGUGCUGAAGGAAAAGUCCUCCCCAGAGCUGAGCUUGUCCAGCCAGGAUUUGGAGUUGGUGAUCAAGGAACACCCGGAGGCUCUGGCCCAGGCUUUAAGCUGGAACCUCGAGAAGGCCGAAGCGGUCCAAAGGGCCUGUCAGCAGCAGCUCACCCUGCGCCUGCAGCAGGUGCAGAGCCUCAAUGCUCUCCACAGUAUCUCAGCCGGGAAGAAUUCUCCGACCGAAGAGCCCGUGAGCCUUAAACGGGCCAAGUGAGCCCCUGUCUCACCUCAUCUUAUGGCCAGCAGCGGCUGGAUGUCGGAUCUCCCUCAGGGGCGUUGGCCAUUCUCCCUGUGCCGCCCUCCACCCCCCUGCCUCAGGGCUUCUCAGGGAUGGGGACGGGGAGCUGGACACAUGGGCUGAGAGCCUCAGACCCCAUUUGGAAAAGCUGUCGUGGGAAUGUAUUUACAUCCUGGGUAACUGAGACUCUUGUCAUUUCCAGAAUCUUUGGGCUACAGAGACAAGACUGUCACCUCCCAAACUCUUAACUGUGGGCUUCUGCUUUGAAUUCCAAAUAGGGAGAUAUCCCCAGAGUCACCAUCACUGGCCUCCACCUGUGGCCACAGCAAAAAAGACUGGUGGGGGAGGGGGUGUAGAAUUUACUCGGUUGGAGAGGGGAAGCUUUUAUUUUUCAAACUAACGGGUUUUCACUUGAACCUUUAUGUGCAUUUUAAGUCUGCUGGCCAGGAAUAGCUUAAGGUGGAAGAAGGCUAGGUAUUUCACUCCUAAUAUUUAAUUCAGAGAGGCCGCUGGCCUUGGUUGUCCAGAUGACCUGGGUUCAGAUCCUACCUCUGACACCUACUUGCAAUGUGACCUUGGAAAAGAUGCUUAGCCCCUUCGUGCCUCAGGCAGAGAAGGGGGGGUGUGAUCUUGGUAGAGGGAGUUUUCUCUUUCUUUUUUUUUUGUUUUGGUUUGGUUUGGUUUUUUGGGGUGGGAUAGUGGGGAUUAAAUGACUUGUCCAGGGUCACACAGCUAGUAAGUGUCAAGUGUCUGAGGCCGGAUUUGAACUCAGGUCAUCCUGAAUCCAGGGCCAGUGCUUUAUCCUCUGUGCCACCUAGCUGCCCCGAGGGAGUUUUCUCACUGGGAAUUCUCUGCACCACUGAAAUUAGAUAAAUGCCAAAAAAAAUAAAAUGAGAGAGUUCUACAUAAAUUAUUUCAUUUCAUUCUCACAUCAACCCUGUGAGGCAGGUGCUAAUGUUAUCUCCAUUUUAUAGAUGAGAAAACCAAGGCUCAGGUGAGAUGAUUUGACAGAGCUAAGAAGUGCAUGAGGCAGAAUUUGAACUUGGGUUAUACUCCAAGUCCAGUUCCUAGCCACCAACAUAAUAUAUAUAUAAUGCAUAUAUAAGUAUACUAUAUAGCUGCCACUGCUAUAUAUUAUGCAUACAUAUGUAUACUGUAUACUAUAUAUAAUACAUAUAUGUGUACUAUGUAGCUGCCACUGUGCUAUAUAUAAUACAUUAAUAAAAGACUACAUAUUAUGAAAUUGGCUGUGUCAUCACAGUGAAAUUUGGGCCUCCUCUCCCUCUGCUGAGUCUUCUGAUAUCAGUAGGGGAGCUCAGUGUUUCUCCAGCUUGUUUCCACGUAACAUGGAUCUGGAUUGUCUUGAUGGUAAGGAAUGCCAAGGAUAGAUUUGAGCUUGCUCAGGUCUUUGGCCUCAGGGUGGUUUUCCAUGGGGGAGAUGUGGGGUUGUCGGUAUGCUUGUUUCAGUAAAGCACCCUUAGAGAGAGAGAACCCUGCUGAUAACAUGCCUUGGGUUUUCUUUAAUGUUGGAGAAAGCAUAAAGCCAACACUGGAUUGGGGUAAAAUGGAGAGGAGGGAGAUGAUGAACACUGAGCUGAUGAGGGUGUGCACACACAGAGUUUUUAGUCUUUCCU
This is a messenger RNA of Dromiciops gliroides (monito del monte), 2734 nucleotides long. It is a transcript of the gene DFFA, whose product is annotated as DNA fragmentation factor subunit alpha. Gene Ontology annotation, biological process: apoptotic DNA fragmentation; regulation of apoptotic process; apoptotic process. NCBI's taxonomy places the organism in Eukaryota, Metazoa, Chordata, Mammalia, Microbiotheria, Microbiotheriidae. Bases 135 to 1076 code for a protein of 313 amino acids. The record is from RefSeq and is a predicted model, not a curated record. The transcript is spliced from 6 exons. Gene Ontology annotation, molecular function: deoxyribonuclease inhibitor activity.